Molecule: messenger RNA, 2252 nt
Organism: Osmia bicornis bicornis
Lineage: Eukaryota; Metazoa; Arthropoda; Insecta; Hymenoptera; Megachilidae
Exons: 5
Coding region: 231-2138 (635 amino acids)
Source: RefSeq, a predicted model, not a curated record
AUUUCUUUUUUUUCUAAUAUUUCAUUGCGACGUUUCAAACAGUGUCCGCAGAAACUCUUUUAUCUGAGUCUAAUCUAAAACGAGCUGGAAAAUGACAGUGCAGCGCAAUAUUUCAACUAGGCUUAUCAAAAAUAACUCUUGCAUCAGUAUCCAAGAAAAAUUAUAUAAACCAGAGACUAAUUCAGUGGAAAGAAAAAUAUCGGUACAAGUAAGCUUUAUUUUUCUCCACCAUGUUACUGAAAUUAAUUAUCCAUGCAAUAUUUCUCUGUGCAGGAGUUAGUAUCUCAGUCUCUAAACAUGUGAAUCAUUCAGAUUCCAUAAUUUCACCCGAAAAGCAGCUAAUUAAUUCAAGCAACUUUACAUUGGUCAAUUCUGAAAGAGUGCACCAUUUGGAAAAAACACUCCAGCGUUUUCUGUCCAAAAUAGCGGACCCUAUAAAUGGAACAAUUGUACUGCAAUCCACGUCGAAAAAUGGGAAGGACGUGCAGUUAUCGAUUCGAAAAAUGUGCGAAUCCGUGCAGAAGGCUCUUGCACGAUUCGCUGAUGACUGCCAAUUAGAUGUUCGCUCAUAUAAACAGAAUUUUACCAAUGAUCCAUUGUCUGAUGAUUGGUAUUCUGAAAGUCUGCUCCAAGGCGCUUAUAUUCUUCGCGAUCUCGGAAACGUAAUCAAUGGAAUAGGGACGUCGAUUAGAAUGCACUUUCGCGAUGGGAAUGCAACUGCAGUGGAAAAUAAGCAAGUAACAAGACAGCCAGAAAGUUUCCAAUUCCUAGGCGUCGUGUACAACGCAGCAGAGUUCACCGAAAACCUAUCCAAGUGUCUUUUACAAAUGCCCGACACAAGAAGUCGCAAAUUCUUCUCUAUAAACCGUGAAGUACUAAAUCUUGCCAAGCAUCCUCCAAAGAUCGCAAUAAAAAAAUUCAAAUCGAACUUAAACACCAUUUCUUUGGACCAAUUACCUAAAACUCGAACGGAACAGAAAUACUGGCAGGUGAUUCUUUGUCUGUCGAUGAUUAACAAACAGGGAAGUUACGAAAAUUGCAUACGAGAUCUGCAGAAGCUCGAUAGAUGUUUACUCGAUUCGAAACAGCGGUCUGAGAACAAAAGGAAAAGUAUUCAUGCGAAUUCGUGGGUGAAGGCGAUUGAACGGCUGAGCGAUUGCAAGAUUCAACCGGAUAAGAGCGGACAGGUAGAGGUUUCCUGUAAAUCCGUGCGGAAAACUCCGAAAAAGAUGCAGCAGAAGGUGAAGUACGCGUUCGAGAGGAUAUUGGAUAAGAAAAUAACGAGGAAAUCGCCUUUGCACCGAGCUGCCAUGGAUCUUGCUGACACUAUGUCGCAGAGCAAAUUGGGACAGAGCUUCGUGGAUGAACUUCUCCAGUAUUUUGAGAUUUUCGAGGAUGGACAGAGGAAGUUACAGAGGCUUUCCACGAAAAAUAAAACCGGAAUAUCAAGACGCAAUGAGAUCAUAGAAGCACUGCAAACAUACAGAAGAGGGAUACUUCUGAGGACAUUCAACGCGAUUGAUAAAAUGCAUCAAUCCGUAUCUACUUUCGAACAGUUCCUCGUGAAAGGAAUCAAAGACACUCUGAACGAAGCUUGGCAGAGUCAUUUGAAUGUUUUAUCGAGUCUGAUGAAGUGGAUGAACAAACUACUGGAGCUGUACAGUGGAGAGACUGUCAGUGAAAAUGGGCAGAGUUCACCGAAUGAUUCGUUGGCUGACGAUCAGUGGAAUGAAGAUGAAAGUUCAUUUUCUGAGGAUAGUUCAGAACAGUCCAUAGCUACUCGUUCUAGGCCUGAGAUCAUGAAGGAAGCAGAUGUCUCUAUGAAAGAUUUAAUAGAAUCCAUGAAUAGUGUGAGCAAAUAUCGAAGUACAAAUAAUACCAUGCUGUCUUGUAUCGCAAACAAUCUUCUUUUAGUUACAAUUUUUAUGGGAACCAUUGGUUUUGUCUCCUCGUUGUACUGUUUUGAUUAUUCCAUGAAGGAUGAAGAAAAUUCUCUUGAUUUUAAUAAUGAAUGGAAACGUGCACCCAGGUCUCUUCCCCUCGAAUACAAACAACUUGUUAAUCUUGUUUCGCAGGAUGAUUUGCUUUUGGAAUUUCGUGGUAAUUCGAGUGCUCCCAUUUCUAAUUAUAGUGAUUAAUACAGCAUAUGUCAUUAGAGAUAAUUGUAGUAUUGAAGCAAUGUAGAUUUGGAGUUAUUUUAGUUAAAAUAAAAUUUUUAAAAAAAUGAAGGUUUAUAUUUUUAGAAAUUAAUA